AUGAAGCGCGCCCAGCUGGGCAAAGGCGCAUCCCGGCCCGUCGACAGGCCAGCUUUUGGAGCUGGCACUGGAGCCGGGAUUGGAGCCUUUGGCGGAACCUCGCUCUCCUACCUCGCCCAACCGCCCUCCUUCGCUGCCGUCUCCGAUCCUCAUGUCGUCGUCUCGUUCAAGAACAUCCUGAAAAAGGACAGCACGACGAAAACCAAGGGUCUCGAGGACCUCUUGCAGCAUGUCCUCUCCCAUCCCUACGACGACACUGGCGGUGUCGACGAAGCUGUCCUCGAUAUCUGGACCCAGCUGUAUCCCCGCCUUUCCAUAGACAACGCCCGACGCGUCCGCGAGCUCUCCCAUACCUUGCAGUUCGAGCUUGUCAAGUCCGCUCGCAAGCGGAUGGAGCGACGAAUCCCAAAGGUCGUCGGCGCAUGGCUCUCCGGCCUCUACGACCGCGACCGAGCCGUUGCCCGUGCCGCCAACGAUGGCCUCUCGUCCUUCCUCACCACUCCCGAAAAGAUGUCUGCUUUCUGGUCCAGGUGCCAGACGCAAAUACUCGACUACGCCAUCGAGGCCGUCCGAGAAACCCAAGAUACCCUGAGCGACGAGCGGUCGACGACGAGCGAGGAUGCCGACGUCGUAUACUUUCGCGUCCUCACCGCCAGCAUGUCCCUCGUCCUCGGUCUUAUCCAGCUUAGAGGAGGGGACCUGGAAAGCUUUCGAGAAAAAUACGACGAAUAUUUUGCCGAGGAGGCCGUCUGGAAGAGCAUCACCUUCAAGGACCAACACGCUCGCAGGAUCGUUUGCCAGCUGCUCUUUGCCUGUCUCGAGCGCGACCUGCCCUACGCCGAAUCGGUCAAGGUUAAGCAAGCCUUCGUCACCGGAGGCCUAAAGACAAGCCAAGCCGGCUCUGCGCUCGAGUACGUCCGCGCCUUGACCAAGUUGACCCAGCGGAACCCCGACAUCUGGCUAGGGGGUCCGGCCGACAAGAAGUCUCCCUUCGCCCGGCUGCAGUCGUUCAUCGCCAAGGGCUCCCAGGGGAGUCCCCCAAAGUACUGGGAGUGUCUGGACAGCCUCUUAGCCUUGAUUCCACAGGACCUUCUUACCUCAGAAGGUGCCUCCGGCCUACUCGCGUCCCUGAAACUUGGUAUCGCCAGCCGUGAUGAGCCUCGGACCAACACCUCAUUCUCUUGGAAGUGCUUCGACGACUCUGCCAGGAGAUGCCUCAAAGCGCUCUCCGAAGACGACCAGCUGAUCUUGGCAAGGCAGCACCUUUUCCCUCUCUUCGAACAAUUCUUCUUCACACUAUCCGAACAUCCGACCUCGAUUCCUCUCGGACCGAAUUCUAUGACAAUUGUUGUCGACAUCCAUCUCGGCUUGUUGCGUUUGUCGUCCCGACUGGCUGCUGCUCUGGCGGCUGAGUGGGGGCGCCUCGGGGAUAUGCUUUGUUCCAACAUAUCUGGUUCUCUCCCCGGAGUAUCCAAAGGCUACCAAGAAUCACAGUCCAAGAUCAGCGAGGAAGCAAGACGCUGGUUUGGCCUCGUCGGCUUGUUGUACGACAGACUGCUCGACGCCGACAAGUCACUCGAUCAAACAGUGCACCCGUCGACCAAGAUAAUAUCGCAAUGCAUCAAUAUUCUCAAAAGUCGCAACAUGAAGCCGUUCGGGGCGGCGCAAGCUCUCGAAUACGCCUUGAGCACGUCGCCACACCUUUUCGUAGCUGAUACCGGUGUGCAACUAGCCGACUUUCUUCAAUCAUCUGCACUGGAAAGUAUGGAAACUGUCGUCCAGUCAGCAUCCUCUCCGUCGCUUUUCUCCUGCCUCGGCCUCCUUGCGGCCAUCCCAGAGAAAGGUUUUGACUACGAUGCAUUGUGGAAACUUUGGACGGCGUCGUCUCUAAAACUUGAUUCUUCUGCCCGCAUAUCAGCUCUCAUUUGUCUCGUCUCACAAGAGAGGGCCUCCAGCAUUGCCCAGAGCACGGAAGAACUGCAGGAUGCCGUCUGCUCCCAAGUCUGCAGCCCAGCGGUCAUUGGUGGCGAUGCUGUUGGCAUCUCAACAGAGUUGGUCGAAGCUGCCGUUACACAUAAUGCCGUCAAUCCCGAGACGAUUCAAAAAAUUGUACUUGGCAUGGUGAAGCGACUUUCGAUAGAAGCAGAGUCGAAGGAGGCUCUCGAUGUGUUGGAAAUUAUUGCCAAGCAACGAAAAGACUUGUUCCGUCAAGAGGAUCCCAUUCGCACCGAACUUGUUGCUCACCUCCUUAGCUUGUCAGAACUUGCUGACAGCACUGUCUCUCUGCAGGCAUCCAGGAUUCGCUCCCUCCUGGACGGCCCAGGGCAUGGCGCGUUGCCGGUUGUCGAAAUUUUGCAGUCUAAUCUUGAUCACGCUAGACCUCAAUCUCUAGAAAUUAGCACCCUCGUCUCCCAAGCCAAAGGCGCUGCUGGAACAAAUAUUUCAUGGGAGCAUGUCUUUCCCAGUACCAACGUGUGGAUGGCGGAGCUCUCGCCGAUGUUGGAAGUGCCGCUGAAUCCAUCACUCGCCAUCACCAGCAGCAUUGGUGGUGCUCUGUCUCUACCGAAACGUGCUUUGACAUCUCCGCCGAGUCAGCUUCGAGUUUCGAGAGAUAGAAAGGGUCGAUCGGUACCCGCGAGAAUGGCUAUUUUUACCGCCCAACUGUUGAGCACGACGGAAGGCAUCGUUCUCCCCCGACAGCAGCACAUUGAGCUAUUGUACCUUCAAAUCUUGACCGUGCACCUUGCCUCGGACCAAAUUACUUUGCUCGGUCACAAUGGCCUAUGGGAAAAUUUGGACGAUGACGAAGCGAUGAACGAAGCAGAGAACCUUGUUACCUCGUCGAGGACUCUUUUGAGCAGCUUUCUUGCCGAGGCAAAAACCUGGGACUUGGCUGCGGACGAUAGAAUUGCCGCCAUCAUCCAAGGUCUUAUCAACUUCACGAUAAAGGAGUCUUCAGAAAUUUCCCCACGUGGAGUGUACAGCUCGAGGGUCCUGAGCGAGCUGUUGCAAGAACUGUCCGAGCUGCAUGGAGAUACUGCAUCGCUAGAAGAACAGCUCCUCAGGCCAGAUAUUCUCAAGGCCACACCACAAACUGCCUUACCUGCUGCUGGUAUUGUCGCCGGGCUAGGGGAGAAACUGCAGUCGUCCAAGGCAGUAAUCAACUUUUGUAAUCGACUUAUCAGCGACAUUUCUGCCGCGUCUCUGAGCAGCGACAGAACGAUCAUUACACUGGUUCUUACAACAAUGUGCGCACAGUUGUAUGGCCAAGGCGAGCUUCCCGUGGCCAAUAACCGCAUUGUAUUUGCCGUAAAGCAAAUCACUUCUUGGAUGGAUGAUGCCGGUCAUCUGGAUGCAAACGUGUGCGCCGAGAUGUGCCGCGCUCUGGCACACCUCCUGCCUUGCAUGAAGGAUGUAUACGGAUCCUACUGGGAAAAGUCACUCCAGUUUUGCGUUAGCCUAUGGGAGCGCGCAGGACAGCAGGUCCUUUCCGAGGCACUGCCCUCCGUGCACUCGUCUCUCAAGCUCUUCAAAGUCCUCGAGGGGAUUCAAGAGCCAAACGACGAUCUCCAGGAUGCGCUGAGAGACUUCUCCACGGCCAAGUCCAACGGUCUGGUGGAGCUUCUGAAACUGCGUCGUGAAGAGAAUUCGCAACCGUUGGAGAUCGUGGACGCGAUGCUACGUCGUGAGAUUGAAACGAUGCCCGUUCUGCGCAUUCCCGACCCUGUUGACCUCUUCCCCCUCGUCGCGUCCGAGUCACGCGAUAUUCAGACGGCCGCUUUUGAGAUGCUUCAUAAGAAGAUCCCCAUCCAGCAAGAGCAGCAAGCAUUCGAUAUUCUCCUGGAGAAGAAGGUUGCUCGCCUACCCGACGAGCUUCUCUCGCUCUUGCUCGAUCCGCCUACUCUUGAUAAGUUCUCGGACGAAGCACUGGCCGUCUUUCCUUCCUCCAUCCGCUGCUACCUCCUCUCUUGGAAGCUUCUCUUCGAUGCCUUCUCCGCCUCGACGUUUAAGAUUCGCAACGAUUACACGGAGCAUCUCAAGAGUGGCGAUUAUGUGAACCCGCUGCUCGAGUUUCUCUUCGACGUCCUCGGCCACUCCGCCGCCCACCCGAUCAAGCUCGACAAAGAGAACAUAGGGCCGCAGCAAAUUUGCGACUUCGACAUCAAGCUUGCCGACGCAGAGCCUGGCGAGAGGAGCAUGUAUUGGCUGCUUGCGCACUCGUUUUACCUAACCCUUAAAUACAUACCAAGCCUCUUCAGGGCGUGGUACCUUGACUGCCGGUCCAAGCAGACAAGAAUCGCCGUCGAGACAUGGACGACGAAAUUCUUCUCGCCUCUCAUCAUCGCCGACACACUAGCCGAGGUGCAAGCGUGGGCAGAUUCGCAGGAAGCGCCCCCCAGCGACGAAAAGGAACUCGUCGUCAAGGUCUCCAGGGCUGCGCGGGAAGUAACGGCAGGCUACGAGGUGGACGAGGAGCAGGCUUUGAUCGUCAUCAAGGUGCCGUCGAGCUACCCCAUCGACGGCAUCACCGUGUUGGGACAGCAUCGCGUGGCCGUGACGGAACGCAAGUGGCAAAGUUGGAUCAUGACGACGCAGGGAGCCAUCACCUUCUCCAACGGCAGCAUAAUGGACGGUCUGCAGGUGUUCCGGCGCAACAUCGUCGGCGCACUCAAGGGCCAGACCGAGUGCGCCAUCUGCUACAGCAUCAUCUCGUCGGACAAGCGCACACCCGACAAGCGCUGCUCGACGUGCAAGAACCUCUUCCACCGGUCGUGUCUGUAUAAGUGGUUCCAGACCAGCAACCAAAACUCUUGCCCUCUGUGCAGAAAUCCGAUCGACUACCUGGGCGCGGAUACGGCGAAACGACGACAGUGA
Drechmeria coniospora is the source of this 4875-nucleotide messenger RNA. RefSeq names its product C3HC4 type zinc finger containing protein. Gene Ontology annotation, biological process: ribosome-associated ubiquitin-dependent protein catabolic process; rescue of stalled cytosolic ribosome. Bases 1 to 4875 code for a protein of 1624 amino acids. Gene Ontology annotation, molecular function: zinc ion binding; ribosomal large subunit binding; ubiquitin protein ligase activity. NCBI's taxonomy places the organism in Eukaryota, Fungi, Ascomycota, Sordariomycetes, Hypocreales, Ophiocordycipitaceae. Gene Ontology annotation, cellular component: cytosol; RQC complex. The record is from RefSeq and is a predicted model, not a curated record. The transcript is spliced from 3 exons.